AUGACUUCAAACGGUGAUAACAGUGUUGUUGUGAACACUACUUCUGGUCGAGUGAGGGGACAGACUAUUCAAGUGUUGGACACCAGUGUUGACCAGUUUCUGAACAUACCGUUCGCCGAACCACCGGUCGGUGCCCUUAGAUUCGCAAAACCAGUUCCCAUUCAAAAGCCAUUUGAUGGUAUUAUGGAUGGCACCAAAAUGGGCAAUGCCUGUCCACAAAGGGCUUCCGCGUACUCACAAAAUACGUACGUUGAGGACGAAGACUGUUUAGUACUAAACAUAUGGACACCAAAUGUGGGAAACAAUAGCUCAUCGAAACAAUCAUCUCUAAAACCAGUCAUGUUUUGGAUAUAUGGCGGGGGAUUAGCUACCGGGUCCAUCUCAAAGUUUAACGGCGGACCACUGGCUACACAUGACAUCGUGUUUGUGGCCGCAAACUAUAGAUUAGGUCCCUUAGGCUUCCUAUAUGGAGAUCGGGAGGACGCGCCCGGAAAUCAGGGUUUUUAUGACCAGUUAUUAGCUCUCAAAUGGGUGAGAGAUAAUAUUCAUGCUUUUGGUGGGGAUAGGGAUGAGAUCACUAUAUUUGGUGGCAGCGCCGGCAGUUGGUCCAUAUCGGCGCACAUAUUGUCUCCCCUAUCAAAGGGUCUGUUUAAGAGGGCUAUUAUGCAAAGCGGGGCCCAUUUGUAUAAUAAGGACAGGGAUGUGAUCACUAAAUCUGAAGCCUUAGCUCAGGCCAAAGGAUUAGCUAAACAACUGAAAUGCAGUGAAUCUGAGGAUUGGUUAGAGUUCCUGAGAAAAGUUGACGCAAAACAGUUGGUUAAGUACGCAAACCCAACCAACUUUCCACUGGUGGGCACAGAAUACCUGCCCUUACCUACACAACAGGCACUCCGAGAUAAACUAUACUAUUCAGGCAUUGAUUUAAUGGCCGGUUGUAUAUCAAACGAGGGAUCAGUACUGUCCAGAGGUAUACUCCCAGCCAAGGAUGACCUGACUUUGGAUGACUUUAAGACAUCCGUUAAUAUAGUAAACCAAAUAUUUAAGGACAUAGACGUGGAAAAGGUGGUCAACUAUUAUGUCAAAAAUGGCGACACAAGUAGUUCUCUGGCUCUGAGACGAGGGUUUUAUGACUUUUUUGGUGAUAUAAUCAUGAAAUUGCCGACAUUUCUAUUCGCCAAACAAUUUGCCACAAAUGGCCGAAAUAGUGGCAAAAAUGUCUACUUUUAUGAAUUGACUUUUCAGAGCAAGUCGUUCGCAGAGAUGUAUAAAUGUAAUGAUGAGAUCUCGGGCAUAGGCCACGGCAUGGAAAUACCGUUUGUGUUUGGCGUGCCUUUCAUACCCGGCCAACAAAUGCCGUUCACCGACACGGAGAGACAGUUCAGUCGGGAUAUCAUGAAAAUGUGGACUAAUUUCGCUAAAUAUGGUACUCCGGACCCAAAUUGGCCGCAAUUAUUGAGUGACGAAAAUGUGCCAAAAGUUAAGAAUUUAAAUCCCAACCCAAUGGGUCGACUCCAUGCCCAGUCUGAGGUGACUUACCCUGGUAUCGGUCACUUUACCACCAAUGAUUACAAGGACCCAACCCUACGGCCAAAAGUGGUGUUACCGCAAAGCCCUCAACAAAUGAACACCAGAUUCCUAUUGUAUAGCCGACAGAACCCCAGUAUGGCUCAAGUGCUCACUCAGGGCAACAGCCGGUCCAUCGGGAACUCCAACUUUGUGAGCACUCGGAUCACAAAAUUUAUUGUUCACGGAUUUACGGACAACCAGUUGUUUGUGAAAUGGAUGAACCAAAUGAAAGACCAGUUUCUGAAUGCCGGUGACUAUAAUGUGUUUGUUGUGGACUGGAGUGGCGGCAAUGGAUGGCCUUACGAACAGAGCACUUCAGGUCUAGAUCUAAAUGAUGUGCAUAUUGUGGGCCAUUCAUUAGGUGCCCAUAUUGGUGGCUAUGCGGGACAGACACUAAAUGGACAGUUGGGUCGUAUCACUGGUUUAGAUCCAUCAGGUCCAGAUUUCGAUGGCUUACCCUCGUCAGCUAAAUUAGACCCAACAGAUGUAAAGCUACUAAUUUGCAAAUGUUAA
Molecule: messenger RNA, 2079 nt
Organism: Oppiella nova
Lineage: Eukaryota; Metazoa; Arthropoda; Arachnida; Sarcoptiformes; Oppiidae
Source: the annotation of a GenBank genome assembly